Molecule: messenger RNA, 6954 nt
Organism: Entelurus aequoreus (snake pipefish)
Lineage: Eukaryota; Metazoa; Chordata; Actinopteri; Syngnathiformes; Syngnathidae
Gene: rnf157
Product: ring finger protein 157
Exons: 19
Coding region: 463-2562 (699 amino acids)
Biological process (GO): protein ubiquitination
Cellular component (GO): cytoplasm
Molecular function (GO): ubiquitin protein ligase activity
Source: RefSeq, a predicted model, not a curated record
GGACUGCGCCAAAACCAAGGUCCGGAUUUUUUAGACCGGGUGACGUCACGGGGAUUCACAGACGCCUUUGACAGGAUCCAGCCAGCACGGAGAGAGGAACCAAGCAUCCCCGCAACCGAUCGUUGAUUUUGGGAGCGUUUUCAAGUCAAAUCGGGACUUUGGCGCAACAUGACUGCGCUUGUUUGUUUUUAAAGGGAAUCCCGCUGCUCCCCUGCCGGCCCCCCCACCCCCAUCCUCCACGCAAGCCCCGCCGUGGUCAGGAUAAACAACCCAGCGAACAACUACUAAUCCCCGGGACGCUGUGGGAGAGGGCGGGGGGUGGGAGGGUCGGUCCCGGUGAGAAAUGGACAGGGCAGCACCGACUGGAUUAGAUGAUCCGGAAUAAAUAAGCGAGUGUGGACGCAGCGAUCCUGGACGUCCAUAUGGUCCUUUUUGCUCGUUAUUGUUAUUAUUUGACCGGAGAUGGGGGCUUUUGCCAGCAGACAAAAUAUAGGCGUGGAAGAAGUGGACAUUCCGUCCAGUUCGGUGUACCGUUACCCACCGAAAACUGGAAGUUAUUUUGCCAGCCACUUCAUCAUGGGCGGAGAAAAGUUUGACUCCACCCACCCGGAAGGUUACUUGUUUGGGGAAAACACAGACCUAAACUUCCUCGGGACCAGACCAGUAGCGUUCCCGUAUGCGGCGCCUCCACCUCAGGAACCAGUGAAGACGUUACGAAGCCUUAUAAACAUCCGCAAGGACACACUGCGGCUUGUACGAUGCAGCGAGGACCUGAAGCUGCCCGGCGACGACGUGGCGGGUAAGCAGAGGGCCUGCUACAACGUAGAGUUCACCUUCGACUGCGACACCCAGGUGGCCAUCACCAUCUACUACCAGGCCGUAGAGGAGUUUCACAACGGGGUGCCGGUUUACCUGCCCCAGGACGGCUCCCUGCAGUCGGAGACGGUGCACUUCAAGCGGGGGGUCAGCCAGCAGUUCUGCCUGCCGUCGCACACCGUCAACCUCAGCGAGUGGGCGGACGACGAGCUGCUGUUCGACAUGGACAAGGAGGUUUUCCCCAUGGUGGUGCAGGCUGUGGUGGACGAGGGUGAGGAACAUCUGGGCCACUCUCACAUACUGCUGGCCACCUUUGAGAAGGUAAAUCCACCGCCGAGGUCUCUAAAGCACAUGGACGGCAGCUACUGCGUGAAGCCUCUGAAGCAGAAGCAAGUGGUGGACGGUGUGAGUUACCUCCUGCAGGAGAUAUACGGCAUAGAGAACAAGUACAACAGCCAAGAGUCGAAGGUCGCCGAGGACGAGAUCAGCGACAACAGCGCCGAGUGCGUGGUGUGCCUGUCGGACGUGCGCGACACGCUCAUUCUGCCGUGCAGACACCUGUGUCUCUGCAACGCCUGCGCCGACACGCUGCGCUACCAGGCCAACUGCUGCCCUAUUUGUCGACUGCCCUUCAGAGCUCUGCUGCAGAUCCGAGCCAUGAGGAAGAAAGUCAGCCCCUUGACGCCCACCAACUUCAACCCCGUCAUCACCUCACAGACGUCGGACUCCGACGAGCACUCGGCGUCCGAGCACAUCCCCCCGGGCUACGAGGCCGUGUCCCUGCUGGAGGCCCUCAACGGGCCCCUGGCCACCUCCUCCGUGGCUCCGCCCCUCCACUCCGGCCCCAGCCACGUGUCGGGGGCGCUGCCGCCUUACAGUGGCGACGCCCACCCUGCGGCCGCCCGCUCCCUCUCCCCUCUGGACCACUCCAACUCUAGUCAGGGACUCAAACUCAAGAAGAGCGGCUCCAAGUCACUUUCCCAGAAUUCCUCAGUGCUUCCCGAGGAGGAGGAUGAGAAGUCCUGCAGCGAACUCGAGGCCUGUCGCCACAAACUCGCCGUGGAUCAGCAGGAGUGCGGAGUCACUCCAGACAGCGAAAACCUGACGCUGUCCUCCUCCGGGGCCAUCGACCAUUCGCCUUGCACCGGAACCCCGCUGUCCUCCACUAUCACGUCCCCUGAAGACCCAGUGAGCAGCAGCCUGGCCCAGUCAGUGAUGUCCAUGGCGUCGUCCCACUCGCAGCACUCCCACAUCAGCACUGACACCAUGUCCUCCAUGUCAGGGUCCUACCUGGCCGGGGCGGAAGGCGAGCCCGGGGGCGGCCAGGGGGCUGACGCGGAGGACGGCGAGGAGGGGAACCGGGACGCCGCCAUGGAGAGCCGGGGACCCUCGCAGCUGGAAGGGGAGCCAACAGAGCUGAACUACUCUGCGGUGAUGGAGGAGCAGGACUCAGAGGGGAAUGAUGUCACAGAAGAGGACCGCUCCUCCUCGUCCAAUGGCAAAGGUGGGCGGAGCAGGUGUCCAGAGUUGGCCAAUAACAAUCGGGGCCUGUGUGACACGCCCUCUUUGGGCCUGGACAAUGAGCAGGCUCCCGACAGCCGAUUCGCCGGUCUCAUGUACCUCGGAGGCUACAGGCCGGUUUCGGAGCCCCACCACCACCACCACACCUCCACCAGCAACCGGGAGGAACAAGGGGUCGAGAACCGGGAGAGUCCCAAACAGCCCCGCGGACACCUCGUUGUGUAGCGCACACACACACACACACAUACACACACACACACACCCACACACCCUACUGGCACUUCCUACUUACUCAGUGCUGCAUCGCUGGAUAAGGACUGAACAGGGAACCACACCUUCUCUCCUUGGAGACGUGGUGAAGAAGACUUCUCGCUUGUCCGAGCACUUUUAUAUGUUUCUUUUUUUCCCCAGUUUUUAUUUAUUACAUGUAGGUCUUACUAACCCGGUGUUGUGACACUCCCUCAAUACCACCAGCCAAUCAGUCAGGGGCUACUGUCACCUGCACUCACCUUUACCAGCAGGCACACCACAUUGAAACAACGUUGAGAACUUGUUGGAUUAGGUCCUGACCUUGAGCAGCUCAAACAUAACGUUGAAACAACAUGAUUUUGACCACAUUUAAUCAAUGUUUGGUUCUACCGUUGAUUUGACCAUUGAAUUUAGGUCAUUUCCCAACCAAUAUUCAACAAUGCAAAUAUACAACAUUGAAAAGACAUGCUUUUUGACGACGUUUAAUCAAUGUUGGGUUCUGACGUUGAUUUGACCGUUGAAUUUCGGUCAUUUCCCAACCAGUAUCCUACAACUCAAACAUAACGUUGAAACAACAUGCUUUUUGACGACGUUUAAUCGAUGUUGGGUUCUGACGUUGAUUUGACCAUUGAAAUUUGGUCAUUUCCCAACCAAUAUCCUACAACUCAAACAUAAAGUUGAAACAACAUUCUUUUUGACGAACUUUAAUCAAUGUUGGGUUCUGACGUUGAUUUGACCAUUGAAUUUUGGUCAUUUCCCAACCAAUAUUCAACAACACAAAUACAACGUUGAAACAACAUGCUUUUUGACGACGUUUAAUCAAUGUUAGGUUCUAACUUGGAUUUGACCAUUGAAUUUUGGUCAUUUCCCAACCAAUGACCUCCAACUCAAACCUAACGUUGAAACAACAUGCUUUUUGAUGACGUUUAAUCAAUGUUGAGUUCUGUCGUUGAUUUGACCAUUGAAUUUUGGUAAUUUCCCAACCAAUAUUCGACAACACAAAUACAAUGUUGAAACAACAUGCUUUUUGAUGACAUUUAAUCAAUGUCAGGUUCUGACGUUGAUUUGACCAUUGCAUUUUGUAAUUUCCCAACCAAUGUCCUACAACUCAAACCUAGCGUUGAAACAACAUGCUUUUUGAUGACGUUUAAUCAAUGUUGGGUUCUACCGUUGAUCUGACCAUUGAAUUUUGGUCAUUUCCCAACCAAAGUCCUACAACUCAAACAUAACGUUGAAACAACAUGCUUUUUGACGACAUUUAAUCAAUGUUGGGUUCUAACGUUGAUUUGACCAUUGAAUUUUGGUCAUUUCCCAACCAAUAUUCGACAACACAAAUACAACAUUGAAAAGACACGCUUUUUGAUGACGUUAAAUCAAUGUCAGGUUCUAACGUUGAUUUUGACCAUUGAAAUUUGGUCAUUUCCCUACCAAAGUCCUACAACUCAAACAUAACAUUGAAACAACAUGCUUUUUGACGACAUUUAAUCAAUGUUGGGUUCUAACGUUGAUUUGACCAUUGAACCCCAACCAAUAUUCUACCACACAAACAUAACGUUGAAACAACAUGCUUUUUGACGACGUUUAAUCAAUGUCAGGUUCUGACGUUGAUUUCACCAUUGAAUUAUGGUCAUUUCCCAACCAAUAUUCUACAACAUUGAAACAACAUGCUUUUUACCAACGUUUAUUCAAUGUCAGGUUGUGACAUUGAUUUGACCUUUGAAAUUUGGUCAUUUUCCAACCAACAACGUGGAUCUAACGUUAGACAUCAACGUUGUCUCAAUUUACGAAUGCAACUAUUUUGCAACGUUGUUUCAGAGUCAGUUUUAAAGGACAUGUAUGUAUAAUCAACAUUGUAUCAAUGUCUUGUGCCCGCUGGAACAUUCUUAUUAUUAUUAUUACUAAUCUCCCUCCCUGGAGGCCCCGCCUCCCUCGCAUGCGUCCUCCACUCACCUCUGCUGAAUGUGAAGUGGAAACAGAGACUUGGACCAAUGAAAAGAAUGUAGGACCAUUGUCUCCCAGAAGGAGGCGCUCUCAUGUUAACUGGAAUGCCAUCCAACACGCGUCUGAGCAUGUCAGUGUUAUUAUUAUUAUUAUUAUUAUUAUUACUAUUAUUAUUGCAGCACAGCAAUGAACUUUAAAUACAUUUGGAUUUAGGGGUGUGCAAUGUGCGGUACGGGGGCCAUAUUGGAUCGCAGCUUUGGCAUAUUCUAAAAACUAUUCAAUACUUGUGAAUAGGGGUGCACAAAAAAAUUUGGAUUCUUAUGGAUCCGGAUUCUGAAUCGAUUCAUAAUUUUCAAAAAUUGAUUUAAAAAAAAAGUUACAUUUUUUAUUUGUAUUUUAUUUUAAUAAAUAAUGAUGCAUUUUUAAAAAGAUCAAUACUUAUGAAUAGGGGUGCACAAAAACAAAUUGAGAUUCUUAUCCAUACCGAUUAAUAUUAAUUAAUUAACAAUUAAUUAAUCAAUUAAUAACCAAUUAAUAUUCGAUUCUAAAAAUAGUUUAGAUUUUUUUUUCAAUUAAAUAAUUAUAAAUUUAAAAACAUUUUUUUUAAGCCAUCUGUAACCUGUUUUGAACAAGUUUCAUUACAAUUAUUAGACCAGAUUAUUAGGGCUGUGAAACUUUGGGCAGCACACGAUUCGAUUCGAUAUUUGAGGGUAAAAAUUUGAUUCAGAAUUCACUCCAUUUAUGUCAAACUAGGUUGGCUCCAAGUUCCAAAUUUUUCCCUCACUUUCUCGGCUUCAACUUGGUCCAACGUCUCACCUCGUGCUCGCUUCUAGAAGCAGCAGUUCAUCCUCAGUAUAUUCAGCCUCAAAAAUAUCAUGUUUGCAAAUCCUCAUUUGUCCAAAAAAUAGUCAUAUUUUACCAAGUCUGCCAUGAGUAGAAGACACACUCGUGUUUGAUUCUGGAAGUAGGAACACAAAGUUGUUGCCGGAAGUGGGAAGUGCGCUGCUAUGGAAACAGAAAUAAAAGCGCGAUUAUUAUGUUAUUAGGGACCGAGGACCCUAUUGAAUUUCUAGCGUUUUAUUAUUAAGCUGUAAUUUGACACCUUUAACAUGCUUCAAAGCUCACCAAAUUGGACACACACAUCAGGAUUGGCGAAAAUUGUGAUCUAAUAAAAAAUUUAAAAAAAUAAAAACUCAAAAUGCGCUCUAGCGCCCCCUAGGAAGAAAACACAGACAAAACUGCAUCUGACUCCCAGUAGGAAUGUCGUAGAGACAUGAAACAAAAACCUCUAUGUAGGUCUCACUUAGACCUAGAUUUCAUACACUGGCAACCCCCAGCAAAAAUCAACAAGGAAGUUUGCAAUCCCCCCUUCAAAACAAAAGUUGUGUAAACCUUUUUUCAAACAUUAUCUCCUCUGGGCGCGUUUGUCGUGUCGGCUUCAAAUUAGCACAGGAGAGAGAUUGAACCCUUCUGAUUAAAAGUUGAUGAAAGAGUUUUAAUUACUGCUGCGGUUUGGAUUUUAUGAGCCCUCAAAGUCGGUCCCGUCCAUCGCUGCUUGCAGCUUUAUUAUUAUUAUUAUGUCUCUCAUAAUGAUGGUGAAAAAUAGGCAAAAUUUAAAAAAAAAGUGCAGUUCCCCUUUAAAGUCACCAAAUGUAUCAAAUCGCCCCCCAAUCAGUAUCAAUAUAUAUAUGUAUUUUUAUGUGGCCCAGGUUGGAAAAAGUUUACACACCCCUGAUUUAGAUGCUAUAAUUUUGCCAUUGUAACGGGACGUGUUUUUUUUUUCCCUUGUUUUCCUUUGUUUUAGUUAAGCUUUCAGUCUUGUCUGUUUUUUGUGAUUUUACUCGUUGCAAAGCACUGUCGUUCGCUAGAACGCGGAUGAAAAGGUGACAUCUGUAAAGGUUUGCAGUUUUACGGUAGGGAAGGGGAUUCGCACGGCCCCCGUUCGUCGCCGUUUACCCGACACACGAAACGUGACAAAUUUGCCGCCAGACGACAGCAGAGUGUUGGAUAUCUUGAAAUGUCUAUGACCAGUUGCGAUGUAGAGUGGCGCUUUCCAUUAUUUUUCAGCAGACUGCAUUGCAACGUGAUUACCCCGGCCCUUUUCCUCUCACGCGAGAUCCACCCGGGAACGGGGGCCGUGUGAAAACCUUCCCUACUGCACCCACGCACACACACACACACACACAGCAAAAGGGACAUUGGUGCACUAUUAGCCGUUUCCUAGGCGACACAUGAAGCAUGAUAAGUCCGGGUCGGCCUCCCCGCAGGUGAAUAAAUGGCGGCUCCAGUCACAUGGUCACGGUCUGAAUGUGUAGGCGAGUAUAAAAAGGGGCGGCCAUAUGUAGGAAGCCACUUUUUUGUAGGACUGUAGGCGUGAAAAUGUCAGUGAGAACAUGAGACGGACAAUAAAGUUUUUUUGCAACUUAA